AGAGAGAGAGAGAGAGAGAGAGAGAGAGAGAGAGAGAGAGAGAGAGAGCGCAGCGGCGGCGGGAGGGGACGGGCGGAGCGGGCGGACAGGCGAGGGCUGCGGACCGGGAUCCCGGUGCGAGAGCGGCGCUCGGGGGCUUUGGCGGUGACCUGAGAAUCCUUCUACGCAAUACACAAUACAGUAAAGACAAGGAAACACCAUGGGAGAACGAAUGAACAAUUUCCCCCCUCUUCCCCGAUUCAUCCCCCUGAAGCCAUGUUUUUACCAGGAUUUCGAUGAGGAAAUCCCGCCCCUUCACAGAACUACGGUCAAACGUCUUUACUACCUCUGGAUGUUGAAUAGCAUCACCUUGGCGGUCAAUCUGAUCGGUUGCCUCGCAUGGCUGAUUGGCGGUGGUGGAGCUGUUAACUUUGGACUGGCAAUCCUUUGGCUUAUUCUCUUUACACCCUGCUCCUACGUCUGCUGGUUUAGACCUAUUUACAAAGCUUUCAAGACGGACAGCUCCUUCAGCUUCAUGGCGUUCUUUUUCACCUUCAUGGCGCAGCUCGUGAUUAGCAUCAUACAAGCCGUCGGCAUCCCCGGUUGGGGAAUUUGUGGCUGGAUUGCAACCAUCUCUUUCUUUGGGACCAAUGUGGGCUCGGCGGUCGUGAUGCUGAUUCCCACCGUUCUCUUCACAGCCAUGUCUGUGUUUUCCUUCAUCGCGCUCAGUAUGGUGCACAAAUUUUACCGAGGGAGCGGCGGCAGUUUCAGCAAAGCGCAGGAGGAGUGGACCACCGGCGCCUGGAAAAACCCCCAGGUCCAGCAGGCAGCACAAAACGUGGCCGUGGGUGCUGCUCACAACACCAUGAUGCAGCAUGAAACGCAGUAUUCAGCCACCCCUAACUAUAACUACCCCAACGACAUAUGAGAAGUCAGGACCUCCGUCCAAUGUGAACCCUAGAAGGUGUUGGCUUUAGGUGGGCAGGAAGGAACAAAGAAGGCGUGCAUUGUGGGUGCGGGUAUGUUGUGUAGGUUUCCAAGGGAUGAAUUCCACCAUCUUGUUGCAGGGGAGGGGGCAAGAUGGCGGGAGAGCCGUUUCCACGAGAAAAUUUCUGAAUUUAAUUCUUCCUCUUCCUGGGUCCCCGUCCUUGGACCCCCGUGGCAUUUUUUCCCUCCUCCUCGUCCUCCUCCUCUGAAGCUUGUUGCCCUGCAGGACAGUUGUGUUGUGCUGUGGUGCCUGUACUUGUGUGUUUGCUCAUUUCUCUC
This is a messenger RNA of Crotalus tigris (Tiger rattlesnake), 1245 nucleotides long. RefSeq names its product secretory carrier membrane protein 5 (gene SCAMP5). Bases 200 to 907 code for a protein of 235 amino acids. Lineage: Eukaryota; Metazoa; Chordata; Lepidosauria; Squamata; Viperidae. The record is from RefSeq and is a predicted model, not a curated record. Gene Ontology annotation, biological process: protein transport. The transcript is spliced from 7 exons. Gene Ontology annotation, cellular component: recycling endosome membrane; trans-Golgi network membrane.